CAAUAAUGUUGUAUUGCCCGAUUACCGAUUCACGCAAUCGAAGAAGCAGACAGAUAAUAGUGAGUCGCGACACUGGUGGCCGUUUCACCAAGCUACAUUUUUGUAUACAAUGGCGCUACCCACGAUCUCAAAACUUGGUUUCGAGCUGUCAAGGAUAGGACAGAAUGGACCACGGAGUUUUGUUACAAGCUGUUGUUGCCUGGUGGAGCAAGAUUGGCGAUACAAAAAUGGACUACCGAGAAAUCCGAACGCAUAUGGUCCCCUGACGGACGGACGUGACUUCACUUUUGUUGAUCAAAGAGUUACCCCAAUUGGUGCUGGGCAACUAAAACGUCUUGAGAAACACAGAAUCUAUGCAGAAAAAAUUCUACAAACUGUAAAAGAAAUGAAUUUUGCAAUUGAGAGACGUUCAAACCUACAAAAACAGAGGGAAGAAAAUCAGAAAGAGAUCCUAGAAAGCAAAUUGAAACCAAAAGGUCACUUGCUGCUUUCUGGACAUAAAAGAAAAAUCUUUUUCAGUUUAAAACUUUUGGUAAAGACUUAUGUUCAAGAAGACUGCCAUAUCUUAACCUCAAGUAUCAAGUGACUGCCAUGGUAUAGGACAGAGUCAUGGAACCCUGGUUGGUUCACGCUGAGAGGAAUCCCUAUGCCGCGUUUCAUUGGUCUGUGUGUCUAAAAUUUCGACGGUUUUGGGGCGGGACACAGUGGUGGAAACCAGAAUCAGAGUCAUCUAUCGAGAGAAACUGAGUUAUUCAACGGCCAUUGUCAGUUGUCGAUGUCAGAUGGCUGCACUCGGUGCAGUAGCCAGUGCACACUGGCUCGGAGCGAGAAGGGUCAUGUGACGUCAUGUACUCCACCGGGUUGUCAGAAAAUGGAGGUUACACUCGAACACUUUUUUCACUUUUUACGCAGAGAUGUGCACAAGCAAAUUUUGUUCAAGCAAUUUUCGAUUAAUCAAGUAAAUUUUUGCUCGAGUAAAUAAAUAAUUUUUUUUCUUGCUUGGGUUUGUUUGAACAAAAGUCAAACAAUUUCAAACAAUUUUUCAAUUGUUUGUUUGGUUUUGUUCAAACAAUAAAAAAAAAACUCAAAAGUUUCCAAGUUUCCAAGGAAAUGAUGAUUAGCGCAACAUGUUUCUCAGUGACAGUAACCAGUCAAUCAGGAUUCAGUCAGUCAGUUGACUGACUGACUGAAUCCUGUAGUUCGACACCAACAGAAAACUCAAUGCGGACAGCAAAUACGACAGCGCCAUCAUUCAUCUAGCAAAAAAAUCAAAAUAUCGGCUUUGUACGGCAUCGUCUUGGAUACGGAACCUGCUACAAAUGGAACCCGAGAAGAGCUUCUGAAGCCUGAAAUGCAAAACUUCCUCGCCAUUCCAAGAUUAUCUGCCGAUGAAAUGGACGAGCUAGAUAUCUUGUCUUGGUGGAAGGGGCGUCAAUACGAUUUUCCGCUUCUUGCAAUAUACGCCAGACAAAUAUUAGGGAUAGUUGCUACCUCGGCACCGUCUGAAAGAGUCUUUAGUACCGGAAGAAAUGUUGUCACUCAACAACGCCAGCGUUUGGAUCCACAAAAUGUGGACAAAUUAAUCUUUCUCAGUGCAAAU
Molecule: messenger RNA, 1600 nt
Organism: Daphnia magna
Lineage: Eukaryota; Metazoa; Arthropoda; Branchiopoda; Diplostraca; Daphniidae
Product: 39S ribosomal protein L52, mitochondrial
Exons: 6
Coding region: 110-586 (158 amino acids)
Biological process (GO): mitochondrial translation
Cellular component (GO): mitochondrial large ribosomal subunit
Molecular function (GO): structural constituent of ribosome; protein dimerization activity
Source: RefSeq, a predicted model, not a curated record